GAGGGAGGAAGUAAGAAAGCUAAGCGAGCAAAGCAAACCGCUUCGCCUGUUAAGAUGGGAGAUAUAGCUGUAGAAUGGCAGAGGAACCAAGUAUUCCAUUAAGGACCACAGGUUUCAGACUGUUACACCGACUCAGCCUCAGGCUCAAUGUGCCUCUGGAUCAGGUGAAUUUUGCAGCUUGUCAGCUGCUUGCUCUGCUUGCUGCCUUUUGGUUCCGUCACUAUCUCAGUCCCACUAAAGUGAGUACUGUUAUCCGGCAUGUGGUUGUCACAAUCCUUGGAAUAUACUUUGUCAUCUUCUGCUUUGGAUGGUACUCGCUGCACGUUUUUAUAGAAAUAUUUCUGUGCUACUGCAUCAUGACGCUGGCAAAGAUCAAGAACAUUCACAAGUAUUCAUUUGUAGCAGCACUUGCCUACCUCACCCUGUGCCAGAUUAGCAGAGUAUAUAUCUUUAGUUAUAAACUCUUGUCCACAGAUUUCUCUGGUGGAUUAUUAUGGCCAUUGAUGAUCAUCACCCAGAAAAUCACCAGCCUUGCCUUUCAACUGCAUGAUGGGAUGGGACGAAAAGAAGAGGAUCUUACUAAAGAACAGAGUCGCGUUGCUGUUAGAGUAAGGCCUACCUUUCUACAGUAUUGCAGCUACCAUCUGAAUUUUCUAAGUAUUUUGGCUGGGCCUACUAGUAAUUACAAGGACUAUAUUGCUUUUAUUGAAGGAAGCCAUAUAAACAUGAAGCUGCUGGAAAUUAACUGGAAAAAAAAAGGCUAUAGAACACUCCCAGAUCCUUCUCCAUUGAGAGCUGUAGUGCAAAAAGUGGCUAUCACAGUUGUGUGUGCACUUCUGUUUUUGAGCAUUUCGAAGAAAUUUCCCAUCUCGUAUGUCAGUGAUGAGAACUUUGUGCGUGAAGCCUCGUUCUUCUCCAGAAUCAGCUAUCUGAUCAUCUCAAUCAACGCCGUCAGGCCAAAGUACUACUUUGCAUGGACUUUAGCCGAUGCGAUCAACAAUGCUGCUGGCUAUGGUUUCAAUGGGAUUGAUGAAAAUGGCAACUUUCGCUGGGACUUGAUCUCAAACUUAAACAUUUGGAAUAUUGAGACUGCAACGAGCUUUAAGAUGUGUUUAGACAAUUGGAACAUUCAAACUUUAUUUUGGCUAAAGAGCAUCUGUUACGAUCGACUUUCCAACUACCGCAUACCUCUGACACUGAUGCUUUCAGCUGUGUGGCACGGAGUGUACCCAGGUUAUUACUUCACUUUCAUCACUGCGAUUCCUGUCACAAUGGCAGCAAGAACGGUGAGAAGAAACUUCAGACAUUACUUCCUUUCUUCCAAGACAAAGAAAGUUGCUUAUGACAUUGCCACAUGGGCCACCACCCAAUUGGUCAUCUCUUACACUGCAGCACCUUUCCUGCUGCUGGCUGUGGGUCCCACCAUCCGAUUCUACAAAUCGAUGUACUUUUACGGUCACAUCGUGUGUCUUCUUGUGCUGCUGGUUCUGCCAACCAAGCUGAGAUACCACUUUGAUCAAAAAACAGAAAGGCAACCAGACAUCAAACCUGCCAAUGAGACCCUCGAUCCUCAGCUGGAUGAGAAGAUAAAGUAACUCAGCACAAUUGAAGGAUUACAAAUUGGGUCUCGGACCAAAUUGAAGUUGUGAGGAAAAGGGGGAAGGAGGAGGAGAGAGAAAAUAACCAUUUAAUUGGUUUGGACAUCAUGCUCAUAGUGUAUUGUUUAAAGUGGUUUUAAAGGAAUGGAAUAGUUUAAUGAAGUUUACGUUGAUGUCCUGUCUAUACUAUACAGAGAUCCCUGCAUUGAGCAGUCUCCUGACACUCUCUUACAAUGUGCUACCACCAGAACUCGAGCCUGGGAUAAUCAGUCUGCAGAUUACAGACAUUACUUUAAUUGUAACUUGUUGUGAAUAGCUUUUUAUUAUAUAUAUAAAAAAAAGUUUAUUAUUGUCCUAGGCAGUUUACGGACAAUUUCGUCUUGUGGGCGUUACGUUUAUAUAAUGAAUCUCAGCAAUCAGCAACCUGAGAAUUGUUGGAGAGACAAGGUCUUGAUGGCUGAUUGAGUAAUUGUUCAAAACAUCUUCAGCCAAAUUGUACUGUUAUUGCUCUCACUGUGUAAUUUGUCAUAGUUCAUGCUGAUCUGUUGUAGCAUUUGCUCUCUCCCCAGACCACAAAUCACAGGAACAUAAGUGAUUUUCUGGUAAGGAAUUAAGCCCCAUCGUUCUUUUUAACUCAUUGAUUUUUUUUUAAUCAAUGGUCCAAUCUCUGAAUAUCGGGGGUCAGUCUAAUCUGUGGAACAAUGAGAGUCUGCUUCGUUCACAGGUUAGGGGGUGGUGGGGCAGGGCUGGGGCGGAGAAGCAAAAUGGGAACUGUGCGUUCAGGUAAGGUGAGAAUUUCCUCAAUUAAACCUCGCAGCCUGCACUGGUAAUGUGCACGUAAGCACACUUCUUGUCACUGUGGGUCUCGACUGGAAACGAGAGGAGAAACGAGGAUCAGGGGUGCACAGGAGGGAAGCGAGAACCUUUCAAAAGGCCUGAGGUAGAGUGGCUGUGAAGCUACAACUAAUUGACUGAGAAUCAUUACAGUUGUUACAGUGAAUACACUGAACGUGUGGACUCUAAAAUUGCAAUAAGUUUGUGUUGUUGUUUUCCUCUGUUCCGGUUUUCCAUUGAAUCCAGGUACUUCUAAGUAAGAGCGUUCAGCACUGUUACACUGGUGUAUUUUAUUACACAACAUUUCUGCUGUUUGGCAAAAGUUUUGCAAAUAAAGCCACUUAUUUAUUUCAA
Molecule: messenger RNA, 2786 nt
Organism: Callorhinchus milii (elephant shark)
Lineage: Eukaryota; Metazoa; Chordata; Chondrichthyes; Chimaeriformes; Callorhinchidae
Gene: mboat1
Product: membrane bound O-acyltransferase domain containing 1
Exons: 15
Coding region: 75-1595 (506 amino acids)
Biological process (GO): lipid modification
Cellular component (GO): membrane
Molecular function (GO): acyltransferase activity
Source: RefSeq, a predicted model, not a curated record